AUGAGCAACACGGUAGGGAAUAACUUGCUGCGUCAGAGUUUGCUUUCCCCGACAGUAUUGGAGCAUCAGAGUCGAAUCAAUUCUUCGACAUGCGUUCGAGGAAAUACCUUUUUCCAGCCUCAAGCAAAUUCACUAAUACACAAAUCUCCUAUAUCAACUGAGUUCCGUGGUAACAGACUGACAAUGCAGAAAAAUAAACUACAGAUGGGAAAGCAGCGUGCUGUUUUAAGAUCAACUCAGGCUGUUCUGGCUGCCAAUCCAUCUUCUGUGCUUACAGAGAAGUUCAACCUUGGUGAGAAUAUAGAAUUACAGGUUGAUGUUGGGCCUCCAACUUCAGGUUCUGCUGCAGCAGUAAAUAUUCAAGUUACAAGUAGUAGUGACAGGUUACUUCUACAUUGGGGAGCAAUAAAAAGUCAGAAAGGACAAUGGGUACUUCCUCAUCGUCGUCCAGUUGGAACCAUGGUGUAUAAAAAUAAAGCACUUAGGAGUCCUUUUGUUAAAUCUGGUUCGCAUGCUGUACUGACAAUAGAGAUUGAUGACCCUGCAAUACAAGCUCUGGAAUUCCUUAUAUUUGACGAAGCCCGGAAUAAAUGGUACAAGUAUAAUGGGGAUAACUUUUAUGUUGAGUUGCCUAAGACAGAGUCAAACACUUCAAAUGUUUCAGUUCCUGAGGAUCUUGUGCAAAUUCAAGCAUAUUUGAGGUGGGAGAGGCAAGGAAAACAGAUUUACACCCCACAAAAAGAGAAGGAGGAGUAUGAGGCUGCUCGCAUGGAGCUGUUGGAAGAAAUAGCUAGAGGUACUUCGAUAAAGGACCUUCGGACAAAGUUAACAAGCAAACCUGACGCGAGUGAGAGAAUAGAGCAUCGUGUUUCUGAAACAAAGAGCAAUAUACCUGAUGAUCUUGUUCAAAUUCAAGCAUAUGUGAGAUGGGAGAGAGCUGGAAAGCCAAACUAUUCUCGAGAACAGCAACUUAAAGAAUUUGAAGAAGCAAGAAAAGAGUUGCAAGUUGAACUGGAGAAGGGUGCUUCCCUUGAUGAAAUAAGGAAAAAGAUGACCAAAGGAGAGAUACAGACCAAGGUUUCUAAGCAGUUGGCCAAGAAAAAUUAUUUCACCACUGAAAGAAUCCAGCGCAAGGAAAGGGACGUAAUGUCACUUCUCACUAAGUUUGCUUCUGUGCCCAUAGAGGAAAAGAUUUCCUCUGAACCAGAAGUGCUUUCUGCAAUUCAACAGUUGUCCAGGGUAAAGGAAGAUCAAUAUGGCCCUACAAUGAACAAAAAGAUUUAUAAGCUUUCUGAUAAGGAACUCCUGGUACUUGUUGGAAAGUCCUCUGGCAAGACCAAAGUUUAUCUGGCUACAGAUCUUCCAGAGCCUGUUGUUCUUCACUGGGCGUUAUCCAGGAGACCUGGAGAAUGGGCUGUUCCUCCUUCAAAUGUGUUGCCUCCUGAUUCAGUUUCUCUAGACAAGGCUGCUGAAACACAAUUCUCAACCAGUUCUCUUGAUAAUCCCCCGUGCAAGGUCCAGUCACUAGAAAUCACAGUUGAAGAUGACAAUUAUGUGGGGAUGCCGUUUGUUCUUUUGUCUGGUGGAAACUGGGUUAAAAACAGUGGGUCCGACUUUUAUGUCGAGUUGAACAUCGGCUCCACUGUGGUUCAAAAGGAUGCUGGAGAUGGGAGAGGAACUGCAAAGUUUCUGUUAGAUAAAAUAGCAGAUUUGGAAAGUGAAGCCCAGAAGUCUUUUAUGCACCGAUUCAAUAUCGCAGCAGACUUGAUGGAACAAGCAACUAAUGCUGGUGAACUUGGUCUUGCUGCAAUUCUUGUGUGGAUGAGAUACAUGGCCACAAGACAACUGAUUUGGAAUAAAAAUUACAAUGUAAAACCACGAGAGAUAAGCAAAGCUCAGGAUAGACUUACAGACUUGCUACAGAAUGUCUACAAAAGUUGUCCACAGUAUCGGGAAAUUUUACGAAUGAUUAUGUCAACUGUUGGUCGUGGAGGUGAAGGAGAUGUGGGGCAGCGGAUAAGGGAUGAAAUAUUAGUCAUUCAGAGAAACAAUGACUGCAAGGGUGGAAUGAUGGAGGAAUGGCAUCAAAAACUGCAUAAUAACACUAGUCCUGAUGAUGUUAUUAUCUGUCAGGCACUGAUUGACUAUAUAAAGAGCGACUUUGAUAUUAGUGUUUAUUGGAAGACCUUAAAUGACAACGGAAUAACAAAAGAGCGCCUUCUUAGUUAUGAUCGUGCAAUCCACUCAGAACCAAAUUUUAGGAGGGAUCAAAAAGAUGGACUUUUACGUGAUCUUGGAAAUUAUAUGCGAACUCUGAAGGCAGUUCAUUCAGGAGCUGAUCUUGAGUCUGCUGUAGCAAAUUGCAUGGGCUACAGAGCUGAGGGAGAAGGCUUCAUGGUUGGGGUGCAGAUAAAUCCAGUGUCCGGCUUGCCUUCAGGAUUUCCGGAACUACUUCAAUUUGUUCUGGAACACAUUGAGGAUAAAAAUGUGGAAGCCCUCCUUGAGGGUUUGCUAGAGGCUCGUGAGGAGCUUAGACCAUUGCUUUCCCAAUCGAAUGAUCGUCUCAGGGAUCUUAUAUUCCUGGACAUUGCCCUCGACUCUGCUGUUAGGACAGCUGUAGAACGUGGAUAUGAAGAAUUGAGUAAUGCAAGUCCUGAGAAAAUCAUGUACUUCAUCUCUCUUGUUAUUGAAAACCUAGCACUUUCAGUGGACAACAAUGAAGAUCUCAUUUAUUGUUUAAAGGGUUGGAAUCUAGCUCAAAGCUUGUUGAAGAGCAGAGAUGAUCACUGGGCAUUGUUUGCUAAAUCAGUUCUUGACAGAACUCGGCUUUCACUUGCUAGCAAGGCUGAGUCAUAUCAUCAAUUACUGCAACCAUCAGCAGAGUAUCUAGGUGCACGGCUUGGGGUGGAUCAGUGGGCAGUAAAUAUAUUUACUGAAGAAAUGAUUCGGGCUGGAUCAGCUGCUUCAUUAUCCUCCCUUCUUAAUCGACUUGAUCCAGUUCUUCGGCAGACUGCUCAUCUAGGAAGUUGGCAGGUCAUCAGUCCAGUUGAAGCUAUUGGAUACGUUGUUGUGGUUGAUCAGCUGCUUUCUGUUCAGAAUAAAUCUUACUCAAAACCAACAAUACUGGUGGCAAAAUCUGUUAAAGGAGAGGAAGAAAUCCCUGAUGGUUGUGUAGCGGUGCUGACACCAGACAUGCCGGAUGUUCUGUCACAUGUUUCUGUUCGAGCAAGGAAUAGUAAGGUUUGUUUCGCCACAUGCUUUGAUGCCAAUCUAUUGGGCAACAUCCAGGCGUAUGAAGGAAAACUAUUGCGGUUAAAACCUACAUCUGCAGAUGUGGUGUACAGUGAGAUGAAAGAUGAUGCACUAGUAAGUUCAAAUAACUCCAAGGAGGUUUCAUCUGUGCCAGCUGUAACUUUGGUUAGAAAGCAGUUUGCUGGAAGAUAUGCGAUAUCAUCUGAGGAAUUUACAAGUGAUAUGGUUGGAGCCAAAUCACGCAAUAUUGCACACCUUAAAGGGAAAGUUCCCUCCUGGGUUAACAUUCCAACUUCUGUCGCCUUGCCAUUUGGUGUCUUCGAAACAGUCCUUUCUGAUAAUCUAAACAAGGAUGUUGCAAAAAGGUUGGAAAUUCUGAAGAAAAAAUUAGAGGAAGGAAACUUCAGUGCACUUGGUGAAAUUCGAAGCACAGUUUUAGAACUUUCAGCUCCACCACCGUUGGUCAAAGAGCUUAAAGAGAAGAUGCAAAAUUCUGGUAUGCCUUGGCCUGGUGAUGAAGGUGCACAGAGAUGGGAACAAGCAUGGAUGGCCAUAAAGAAGGUAUGGGCUUCAAAAUGGAAUGAGAGGGCAUACUUCAGCACAAGAAAAGUGAAACUUGAACACGACUAUCUUUGCAUGGCUGUCCUUGUCCAAGAAAUAAUAAAUGCUGAUUAUGCAUUUGUUAUCCACACCACUAAUCCAUCUUCAGGAGAUUCAUCAGAAAUAUAUGCUGAGGUUGUCAAGGGGCUCGGAGAAACGCUGGUGGGAGCUUAUCCAGGUCGUGCAUUGAGCUUUAUUUGCAAGAAGAAUGACCUGAACUCUCCUCAGGUUUUGGGUUACCCCAGCAAACCUAUCGGCCUCUUUAUACGGCGUUCUAUAAUUUUCCGCUCAGAUUCAAAUGGUGAAGAUUUAGAAGGUUAUGCUGGUGCUGGCCUUUAUGAUAGUGUCCCAAUGGACGAAGAGGAGCAAGUCGUUCUUGAUUACUCAUCUGAUGCAUUGAUCAUUGAUGGUAACUUCCGCCGCUCAAUUCUCUCGAGCAUAGCCCGUGCGGGAAGUGCUAUUGAAGAUCUGUAUGGAUCUGCACAAGAUAUUGAAGGUGUUGUAAAGGACGGAAAGAUUUACGUUGUCCAAACAAGACCCCAGAUGUGAUCAUUUAUACCCUACUUCUGAAGGAACAGCCGAUAGAAAGAUUUGCCGAGACAGAAUAAACAUGGCAUACUAUUAUGAAAAACCAGGUAUCUUCUGCAAAGUAAAUGGUACUUGGCGGAUGCUUUAAGUGCUAAACAAGGUCCGAUAGUGGUAGUUUAUACAAGAAGUGGAAGAAAAACAGUACACUAAUAGGGCAUUCAUCUGUCUCUUCGUAUUCAAUAACAGGUAUUUGUACAAGCGCUACACAUUGUAUUAUACAAUAAUUAAUAAUACAUUCUCUCCCUACAGCUGUAAUCUUCAUCACUUGGAACCGAAAAGGAAAAGAAAGUUCAGCACAAAACUUACGAUAUGAA
Messenger RNA from Sesamum indicum (sesame), 4754 nucleotides. NCBI's taxonomy places the organism in Eukaryota, Viridiplantae, Streptophyta, Magnoliopsida, Lamiales, Pedaliaceae. The record is from RefSeq and is a predicted model, not a curated record.